AGAUAAUGCAAUGCUUGGUCAUCACGUGCAAUGCAGUAACUCUAGUUGACUACUUUUUAAAGUCAAUGCAUUAUUCAGUUGCUCAUUCUUCAAACAUGGUUACCAAUUUCAUGGGAACAGCUUUUAUGUUAACCCUUCUUUGGGGGUUUAUUAGUGACUCUUACAUAACAAGGUUCACUACAUUCAUACUUUCUAAUGUCUUACAAAUUUCGGGACUACUCAUGCUAACAUACCAAGCACAAAACCCUAAUUUACAACCACCAGAAAACAAAACACCAUCCUAUGUUCAAGCUCUUUUUCUUUACGUUGGACUUUAUGUUAUAGCCAUAGGAGUUGGUGGAAUCAGGUCUACUUUGGCUGCACAUGGCGCAGAUCAACUUGAUCAAACUAACAAGAGCCUCAUUUCCUCUUACUUCAGUUGGUAUUUUUUUAGUUUAUGUAUAGGAGGUCUUUUGGCAACAAGUGUUAUGGUUUCAAUUGAACAAAAAUAUGGAUGGAGUACAAGUUUCACGAUAAUGGUUUUUGUUUCGAGUUUAGCAUUGUGCACUUUUGUAUCUGGGUUUUCGUUGUAUCAAUAUAAACGCCCUUCUGGAAGUUCCGUGACUCGAAUCAUUCAGGUGACAUACAUUUUUGUACUUGCUGCUUCAAUAAGAAAUGUAAAGGUUUCAACUGCUGGAUGUUUGAAUCAUGAUGUCAUAGAACAAUUGCUUCCUAGAGAGCAAACUCAUGAAAAAUUCAAGGUUUUGAACAAAGCGUUAAUGGAUGAAAAUAUUGAUGUUGCUCAAGUUAAGGAAACAAAAAUUUUCCUAGGACUUCUUCCUAUUUUUCUCAUAACAAUCAUGAUGAACUGUAGUGUAGCACAAAUCAUGACAUUCUCAGUACAACAAGGAAAUCUUAUGGAUAGAAAACUACACAAUUUCAUAAUCCCUGCACAAUCUAUAGCCGUUAUUCCAAUUAUUAUAUCAUUAACAUUCAUAAUCUUAUUUGAGCAAUUCAAACACAUGAAUAAAAAUAAAGGCAAAACAACAAACAAUAAAAUCUAUCAACCACUUUUUAGGAUGGGAAUAGGAUUAGCACUAGUAUCAAUUUCAAUGUUUUUGGCUUCAAUCGUUGAAUCUAAGAGGCUUGAAGCAUUCAAGGAUGGGAAUAAACUUUCUUUGUUUUGGUUACUAUUCCAAUACACUUUAUUAGGAUUAUCUGAUACACUUACAUUGGGAGGAAUGCUUGAAUUUUUCUACUCAGAAGCACCUGAAAGUAUGAGAAGCAUUUGUACAUCAUUGUCUUGGUGUUCAAGCUCUAUGGGGAUGUUUGUGAGUUCUGUGUUGGUGACUAUAAGUAAUUCAAUCAGUGGAAGAUUUGGCAUGGAAUGGUUUGGUGGAAAAGAUUUGAAUCAUUCUAGGUUGGACCUUUUUUAUGCUCUUCUUUGUGGGAUCAACCUUUUUAAUUUUUCCAUUUAUGUUUACUUUGCCAAGAGGUACUAGAUCUCUAGGUAAAUAUAAGUUAGGACUAUGAUGUUAUUAAAUAAAAUAUUUUAGUCACUUAACGACUGAUUGAGGGUUGUACUGUUACAUUACACUUAUAUAUUUCUUAUACAAAUAGUUAUCUAUCA
This is a messenger RNA of Lathyrus oleraceus (garden pea), 1609 nucleotides long. RefSeq names its product protein NRT1/ PTR FAMILY 4.2-like. Gene Ontology annotation, cellular component: membrane. Lineage: Eukaryota; Viridiplantae; Streptophyta; Magnoliopsida; Fabales; Fabaceae. The transcript is spliced from 4 exons. Gene Ontology annotation, molecular function: transmembrane transporter activity. Gene Ontology annotation, biological process: transmembrane transport. Bases 6 to 1481 code for a protein of 491 amino acids. The record is from RefSeq and is a predicted model, not a curated record.